CAUGACACAACACAGCAUCGGUCCACCGCCCAUCCAUCCCUCGUCUGUCCGCUUUCUUCUCCGGAUCGCCUCCGCCGGCGAAGCGGCGGGAGCCACAUCCGUGCAUCGAUGAUCCGUGCCGCAACCGUAUUGAGAUCCUACGUGCGCCAGGUGCGCGUGAAUUCAGCCUCUAGCUGGCCUCUCGUUUCCAGGAACCCUCCGCUUCUUGGCCGUGGACGUCCUUAUUAUCAGAUGGACACAAAAGGACAAGAUGAAAUUAAAAUGUUCACUGCAAGAGGAUCUCAUGGUUUCCCUGAGAAUCAAGAAUUAGCAAAGAAAAGUUGUGUUCCAUGCAGCUCUAAGGAUCUACACCCCAUGCCAGAAGAUUCUGCUAAAAAACUGCUUGAACAGGUGAAUGGUUGGGAAUUGACAACUGAAGGUGGUAUUCUGAAAUUGCACAGAGCAUGGAAGGUGAAGAGUUUUGUUAAAGGACUUGAGGUUUUUCAGCUUGUCUCUGCUAUUGCUGAGGAAGAAGGUCACCAUCCAGAUCUUCAUCUUGUUGGUUGGAAUAACGUGAAAAUUGAUGUUUGGACUCACUCUGUCAGAGGUUUAACGGAUAAUGAUUUCAUCCUUGCUGCGAAGAUCAAUCAUCUCAAUUUAGAAGGCAUUUUAAGCAAGAAAGUUAAUGUCCAGAACCAGAAGUAGCUCUGCUGAGUCGACCAAAGCAGUCCUGUUUCACAUGCUGUGCUCAAACUUUUAAUAUGUCAUUCAUAUUUUCUUGAGAAACUGUAUACGGUGUUCCAGAAGUCAAAUGUUGAGGUCGCCUGACUGUGAGUUUGACUUGGCUGAAAAUAAAAAAGCAUGUCCAGUAGCACAUUGUA
This is a messenger RNA of Phragmites australis (common reed), 860 nucleotides long. Its product is annotated as pterin-4-alpha-carbinolamine dehydratase 2, mitochondrial. Gene Ontology annotation, cellular component: mitochondrion. Gene Ontology annotation, biological process: tetrahydrobiopterin biosynthetic process. Gene Ontology annotation, molecular function: 4-alpha-hydroxytetrahydrobiopterin dehydratase activity. The transcript is spliced from 7 exons. Lineage: Eukaryota; Viridiplantae; Streptophyta; Magnoliopsida; Poales; Poaceae. The coding region runs from base 109 to 684 and encodes 191 amino acids. The record is from RefSeq and is a predicted model, not a curated record.